This is a messenger RNA of Leptomonas pyrrhocoris, 1600 nucleotides long. Its product is annotated as metacaspase putative (MCA5). The transcript has a single exon. The record is from RefSeq and is a predicted model, not a curated record. Lineage: Eukaryota; Euglenozoa; Kinetoplastea; Trypanosomatida; Trypanosomatidae. Gene Ontology annotation, molecular function: cysteine-type endopeptidase activity. The coding region runs from base 251 to 1600 and encodes 449 amino acids. Gene Ontology annotation, biological process: proteolysis.
GCUACGGCAACAAAGUGUGUUUUUCUGCUUUUCUAUUAAUAUUAUUACUUUUGUUCUCUUCGAUUGCUUCGGGUUGUCACCAUCGGAUUUGCCUUCUUGAAUUGGCUACAGUAAAGAACAGUACUACCUACUACCGGUGUGUGAUCGAGGCUCAUCUCCUUUGCUUCUGGCACAGAAUCAGUUGGUUUUCUUUGCACGUCUUCUUUCUAUAUAUAUUUCUCUCAUCUCUCCCAAGGACGUCAAGAAGAACAUGGCCGAACUAAUUUUGGGUUUAGUGCUUGGCCAAGUGGCCUCAAUGGCGCUCCCUGUGCUCGCCAACGGCCUCCUUUCCGUCAAGCGCCCGCCUCGGGUCAACAUCAACAACGAGCGACAGAAGGUGACGACUUGCCGGCCCGUAAUCCCCUAUUGCGCACCGGUGCCGUACACAGGUGGUCGCGUACGUGCGCUCUUUAUCGGCAUCAACUACACCGGCACCGGCAACGCACUGCGUGGCUGCGUCAACGAUGUCCGCUCGAUGCUCGGCACGUUGCAGCAGAUUCAGUUUCCGAUCAGCGAGUGCUGCAUCCUUGUGGAUGAUACGAGCUUCCCAAACUUCACCGCGCUUCCUACGCGUGAGAACAUUAUUAAGUACAUGCUGUGGCUAACGCACGACCUUCGCCCUGGGGACGUGCUUUUCCUCCACUACUCGGGUCACGGUGGUCAGACGAAGUCGACGCACGACUCGCAGGAGGAGUACGACCAAACGAUGAUCCCUCUCGAUCACCAGCAGAACGGCAGCAUCCUCGACGAUGACUUAUUUCUCAUGCUGGUGGCGCCGCUGCCACCGGGGGUGCGCAUGACGUGCGUCUUUGACUGCUGUCACUCCGCAACGAUGCUGGACCUUCCCUUCAGCUACAUCGCCCCUCGCCACAGCGGCACACGGGAGCAGAUGAUGCAGGUGCGCCGCGACAACUUCUCCAACGGUGAUGUGAUUAUGUUUAGCGGAUGCACCGACGAAGGCACCAGCGCGGACGUGCACGGCGGCGGUGGCACGGCGAACGGCGCGGCCACCCUCGCCUUCACCUGGUCCCUACUCCACACACAGGGCUUCAACUACCUGAACAUCCUGCUCAAGACGCGGGAGGAGCUGCGUAAGAAAGGUCGCGAGCAGGUACCGCAGCUCACCAGCUCGAAACCGAUCGACCUGUACAAGCCUUUUUCACUCUUUGGGAUGCUCACGGUGAACCAGACGAUGAUGUCGCAGUGCGUACCGCAGCAGUACCAGCGGCGGCCGCCGAACAUGCCGCCGCCACAAGGCGGGUACCCAGCCUACAUGGCCCCGCCCCCGCAAGGCUACCAGCAGCGGGGUGGUCCUGGUGACAACAAGAACUACAAUAAUGGCAGCAACAUGGUGCAGGGGGUUCCGAUGGAAAGGGUGCCGCACGCGACGUACAGCUCGCAACCGCAGUGCGGUGGGUAUCCGCAGUAUCCCCCCCCGCCGAACAGGCCGGGGCAGUACUACUCGUGUCCGCCGGGUCCGCCGCGUGGACCGCCGGGGCCGCAGUACAGCAGCCUGCCACCGUCGCAGUACUCGUACAACCCGAACCCACCUUCUUUGUGA